AUAUGAAUACUACUUUACUGAUAAGGUGUUGUUGAGUAAAAGAAAAUAUUUCGUUUUUCUAAUCAAAAACUUUAUCUAUGUCAUUAAUAAAUGUAAGAUAAGAUUUUAAAAUAAGACCGUGACUUUAAAUCACCUCUCUUGCUAGUCCGUCAAUUAAAUAGUAUGUUGUGUUAAUAAUACAAUUGUCGAUUACGUUGGAGGUAACCUUACAUUGAAUUGCGUUUACAUUUUUUUAUUUAAGAAAACUUCGAGAAUUCUAAAGAAACGCUGUAACUGUUGUAGUUACUAGUUAUCAUUGAAACGUAUGGGAACAAAGUUUUUACAAUUUUGCUACAGCAGACAAUUAGCAAGUUUUCGAAAAAUGAGUAUUGAUAUUGGUGGAAUGAGAAUAAAAUAUAAGGAUAGGGAAGAAACAUUUCUGGAAAAGCAUUUGGUAUCAAAGGAACCAUUCAAUCAAUUCAAAGCAUGGUUUGAAGAAGCUUGUGCAAGAAAAGAAAUCUUGGAACCUAAUGCCAUGUGUCUCGCAACUGCUACUAAAGAGGGUGUACCUUCAGCGAGAUUUGUAUUAUGUAAAGGUUAUGGAAAAGAUGGUUUUAAAUUUUUUACUAAUUACGGUAGCAGAAAAGCUAAAGAAAUGGAAGAAAAUCCUAAUGUUGCAGCAACAUUCUAUUGGGAAAUACUGAACAGAUCUGUAAGGAUUGAGGGUGUUGUUGAAAAACUGUCUGAAGAAGAAUCCACAAAAUAUUUUCACUCUCGACCUGUUCCAAGUCAAAUUGCUGCAUCCACUAGCUAUCAAAGCACUCCGAUUGAAUCAAGAGAUGUACUUUGUGAAAGAGAAAAAGUUUUAGAAGUUGAAUAUAUGAUACCAGGAAAGGAAGUUCCAAAACCUACAUUUUGGGGUGGAUACAUCAUUCGACCAAGGUCUGUUGAAUUUUGGCAAGGUCAAAGAGAUAGACUACACGACAGAAUUAAGUUUAGGAAGCCUAAGGAAGGAGAGCUUCCAGAUGAAAAGCUCUUACAUCAAGGUGAAGAUGGCUGGGUCUUUGAGAGAUUGUCACCUUAAUAUUAAGCAAAAUGAAUUUUGAUCAGUACCAGUUUUUAGCCAUUUCAACGCCAUGUCUUCCAUUUCUUAUUAGUAUAUUUUUUGGUGUUUUUUUAAUAAUGUUAUAUCACAACAUAG
This is a messenger RNA of Melitaea cinxia (Glanville fritillary), 1180 nucleotides long. RefSeq names its product pyridoxine/pyridoxamine 5'-phosphate oxidase-like (gene Pnpo). Gene Ontology annotation, molecular function: FMN binding; pyridoxamine phosphate oxidase activity. The record is from RefSeq and is a predicted model, not a curated record. Gene Ontology annotation, biological process: pyridoxal 5'-phosphate biosynthetic process; pyridoxine biosynthetic process. Lineage: Eukaryota; Metazoa; Arthropoda; Insecta; Lepidoptera; Nymphalidae. The transcript has 5 exons. The coding region runs from base 305 to 1063 and encodes 252 amino acids.